Mytilus trossulus (common blue mussel) is the source of this 1110-nucleotide messenger RNA. Its product is annotated as putative per-hexamer repeat protein 5. The record is from RefSeq and is a predicted model, not a curated record. The coding region runs from base 1 to 1110 and encodes 369 amino acids. The transcript has a single exon. NCBI's taxonomy places the organism in Eukaryota, Metazoa, Mollusca, Bivalvia, Mytilida, Mytilidae.
AUGGGUACACAUCUUGUGAGUGGAAUGGGUACAUAUCUUGUGAGUGGAUUGGAUACGCAUCUUGUUAGUGGAAUGGGUACGCGUCUUGUGAGGGGAAUAGGUACGCAUCUUGUGAGUGGAAUGGGUACGCAUCUUAUGAGUGGAAUGGGUACGCAUCUUGUUAGUGGAAUGGGUACGCAUCUUGUGAGUGGAAUGGGUACGCAUCUUAUGAAUGGAAUGGGUACAUAUCUUGUAAGUGGAAUUGGUACAUAUCUUGUGAGUGGAAUGGGUACAUAUCUUGUGAGUGGAAUGGGUACACAUCUUGUGAGUAGAAUGGGUACACAUCUUGUGAGUGGAAUGGGUACACAUCUUGUGAGUGGAAUGGGUACAUAUCUGGUGAGUGGAAUGGGUACACAUCUUGUAAGAGGAAUGGGUACGCAGUUUGUGAGUGGAAUGGGUACACGUCUUGUGAGUGGAAUGGGUACAUAUCUUGUGAGUGGAACGGGUACGCAUCUUGUGAGUGGAAUGGGUACGCAUCUUGUGAGUGGAAUAGGUACGCAUCUUGUGAGUGGAAUGGGUACGCAUCUUAUGAGUGGAAUGGGUACGCAUCUUGUUAGUGGAAUGGGUACGCAUCUUGUGAGUGGAAUGGGUACACAUCUUAUGAGUGGAAUCGGUACGCAUCUUGUUAGUGAAAUGGGUACGCAUCUUGUGAGUGGAAUAGGUACGCAUCUUGUGAGUGGUAUAGGUACGCAUCUUGUGAGUGGAAUGGGUACGCAUCUUAUGAGUAGAAUGGGUACGAAUCUUGUUAGUGGAAUGGGUACGAAUCUUGUGAGUGGAAUGGUAACACAUCUUGUGACUGGAAUGGGUACACAUCUUGUGAGUGGAAUGGGUACACAUCUUGUAAGUGGAAUGGGUACGCAGCAUGUGAGUGGAAUGGGUACGCAGCAUGAGAGUGGAAUGAGUACGCAGCUUGUGAGUGGUAUGGGUACAUAUCUUAUGAGUGGAAUGGGUUCGAAUCUUGUUAGUGGAAUGGGUACAUAUCUUGUGAGUGGAGUGGGUACAUAUCUUGUGAGUGGAAUGGGUACACAUCUUGUGACUCAUGUAGUCCUCAAAUGUGCUUUAAGAUCAUAA